This is a messenger RNA of Atta colombica, 2287 nucleotides long. It is a transcript of the gene asun, whose product is annotated as protein asunder homolog. Gene Ontology annotation, biological process: regulation of mitotic cell cycle; centrosome localization. The coding region runs from base 114 to 2144 and encodes 676 amino acids. The transcript has 10 exons. The record is from RefSeq and is a predicted model, not a curated record. Gene Ontology annotation, cellular component: integrator complex. Lineage: Eukaryota; Metazoa; Arthropoda; Insecta; Hymenoptera; Formicidae.
AUAAUUAUGAGAAUAAUGCGAUUGACUUGGCAGAGGACAAGAUAGACGACGCGAGUAAAAAGAUUGGCGAAGAUAUUGUUUGCAUCACGCGGCUCGCAAGUGAGACAUGCGAGAUGUAUCCCGCGAAUCACAAAACUAUAUUCGUGCUAGAUCACACGCCGUAUUUUGGCAUCUCCACCGAAUCCCCGCUGGAAUUUGACUUUCUGAAGAGCAGAGGCCAGAACCUAAUCCCGCUGGCACCAGUUUGCAAGUCUUUGUGGACCACCAGCGUGGAAGCUUCGUUGGAGUACUGUCGCAUUGUGUGGGAUCUCUUUCCCAUAGGCAAAUUGAUUAGAUUUGUUGUAACCGACCGUGCAGCUUAUGUGCUGAAUUCAUGGAGUCCACUACAGCAAAAUUUAAAUCAUAUAAUGAAUGGCACUGCCAUUUUAGGAGUGCCAACGAAGACACCAGAACCUGGCGAGGACUAUUCGGUGAUACACGGUCUGCGCGUAGCAAUCGAGACACUGAAUGAGUGCUCUGAGAUACAACACGAAAAAAGAACUUCUCUAAACGAGAACACCAACAAACUGAUAAAUCGAGGCAGGGUAAUAUGCAUCACGAGUGCACGUGAUAACAGCAACAUGAAGAACUUGGAAAAUAUCUUUUUGAAUGAAUUAGCACAGGAAAACAAGAAUGCGCUAUCUUCAGAUCAUUUGAUUCCUGUUGAUUAUUGUCAUUUAGUUAUACUGAACAUAUAUCCCAACAAUAUUGAAUCUCAAGUCACUAGUCAAGGUCCUCGAGAGGUAUCAUCAUUUCUUACAGUAGAAAUACAUUCAAUCAAGGCUUCAUCACUUCAUUCCAAGUUAUCUCAUCUGAUUUUAUCUCAUUAUGAUUUGGCCAGCACUACAGUAACAGGUAUACCCAUGAAAGAGGAGCAGAACGCCAGUUCAUCUGCCAAUUACGAUGUGGAGAUAUUUCAUUCUUCAGCCGCACAUACUGCCAUUUUGAAAGGUAAUCCGCAAGAUUCGGCAUUGAUAAAGACAUUCAGGCGUUUUGAAGAAGGAUCAGAAUACGAGACAGUCACGUUGAAGUGGUGCACGCCGCGCGGCUGUAGCGCGUCAGAGAUGCAGAACUGCACGGCAAUGUAUCGAAUCACACCAGUGGACGUCAAUAGCCGACCAUCAUCUUGUUUAAUUAAUUUUCUAUUGAAUGGUAGAUCGGUAAUGCUAGAAAUGGCCAGAAAGGCCGGUGGAAAAACUAUUUCUCAUUUAUUAGCAGCGCACGGUGGCGAGAUUUUCAUUCAUACGUUAUCUACUGCUCGAAGCGUGCUGGAGGAUCCACCUUCCAUUAGUGAAGGGUGUGGUGGUCGUGUCACGGAUUAUAGAAUAACCGAUUUUGGCACCCUCAUACGAAAUAACAUAUUAGUACCGCUAAAACGUACUUCCACUUCUAGUACUGAUGGUCUAGUAGAAAAGAUGAGAUCGAGAUUAGAACGUCAUACCAAAUAUUGGCCCAUGACUUUUUCCCGUACUCUCAUGUUUAAUUUAAAACAUAUAGAUCCGCUUCCAGAAAUAAUGGUGAAGGAUGAGCUCACCACGGAAGAAGUGCUCCAGUGCAAACAAAUAAUUUUUAGCUUGCUCGGGUUAGAGGCAAAACACGAAGCCUUGCCUUUGCCAAACAUUGGCGGAAGUCGCGGCGGGAAAGGAGUACGCAGAGAAGAACAUUAUCGUUUAUUAUGGGAUGAAAUAGAAACAUUCCUUAAACAUCAUGCUAACAACUCGGCCGCACAUACUGAGGUCCUUAAUUGUUUGUUGGAGAUCAGAAAUAAAGACGAAAAGGAUAAAGUAGAACUCGAUCAAGCCCUACGGGAAUUAGAUAGCUUUGGCAAAGAAGAUGGAACUGCGAGAGUCAGCGUGAUCAGAGCAACAACAGAUUCGCCGAUGUCGCCGCCGGCGAGCGUAUCGAUACCCCUAACCAAACAGUUGCACAAGGGUAAUAUUGCUGGAUCGAAGAGUCUCCUGGAUAUCUGGUUGCAACGCAGCGCUCCAAAGGAGAGGAAACCGGAUUUUCAUGGUAGAGUUAGUAGUGAUGGUCUUAAAGCGAAGUUGUAUCCCAACUUGAAGGAAGUUGGACGAGAACCCAGAGAGGCCAUGCUAGAGGGAUAACUGACAAAAGAGACGGAAUGCACUGCAUAGACACGCCACAUGUGUGACAUUGUAAAUAUAAUUGUAUUAGAUACAUAAUAUUAUUCAACGAUAUCAUUCGUGACUGUACAAAAUGUGUUUGAUCAGUUAAAAGUGAAAAAUUU